This is a messenger RNA of Dromaius novaehollandiae (emu), 1378 nucleotides long. RefSeq names its product catechol-O-methyltransferase (gene COMT). The coding region runs from base 437 to 1225 and encodes 262 amino acids. The transcript is spliced from 5 exons. Gene Ontology annotation, biological process: developmental process; dopamine metabolic process; catecholamine catabolic process. Gene Ontology annotation, cellular component: membrane; dendrite; axon. NCBI's taxonomy places the organism in Eukaryota, Metazoa, Chordata, Aves, Casuariiformes, Dromaiidae. Gene Ontology annotation, molecular function: catechol O-methyltransferase activity; magnesium ion binding. The record is from RefSeq and is a predicted model, not a curated record.
GUUUCUGCAACUUUUGCACUGGCAGUAGCAUGCCACAUCCGAGCUGAAAAAAGAACUAAAUCACUCCAAAUUCAUUCCUGGAGUUGCUUGAUUGAACACAGUGCAUUUACACUGAGCUCAUACCUGACUUUGUCAGCAUUCACUGUGCUGUAGCUAAGUAACAAGAACACUGUCAUUAGAAGACAGAUGAAUAGCUUUCUUCAAGGUCAUUAGAGCACUGGACACCUUUAAGGAGUGCAGAAAUCUGUGAAAGGAGGAGUUGGGGAAAAGGACGCUGCUUCUUUUAGAGUCUGGGUAACAGAACUGGUAAGCUGUUCCUGUGAUGUGAUCGAAUGUGACUGAAUACUGCAGGCUCUUGGACUCUUAUUCUGUAAAAUCCACAUCAGAGCAGCUCAGGAAAAGAUCGGAGGGAACAGCUUCUGCUAUACUGAGAAAGAUGCUGGAGAGCUCUUCAGUUCUUUUGUUCAUUGUAUUCGUCCUGCUCUUCCUUCUGCUGCUCUUUGGGGUACUCAUCAGGAGAAACGGCACUGCUGCCCUUCUCUGGAAUGAAAAAAUCCGGGAGAAAAUAACCAAUUUCAUCAUGAAUCAGACCAAAGAACAGAGGAUUUUGAAUUUUGUGCUGCAGAACGCAGUCCGGGGGGACCCCUGUAGUGUCAUUGACACUAUAGAUAAGUACUGCUCCCAGAAGGAGUGGGCCAUGAAUGUGGGCAAGGAAAAAGGUUUAAUUCUAGACAAGACAGUGGAGGAGAUCAAACCUUCGGUUGCUUUGGAGCUGGGAACAUACUGUGGUUACUCGGCAGUUAGGAUUGCACGGAUGUUGAAGGCUGGUGCUCGUCUCCUCACUGUGGAGUUCAACCCAGAAUUUGCUGCUAUAGCUAAACAGGUGAUCGAGUUUGCUGGAGUACAAGAUAAGGUAAACAUCCUUGAAGGCCCUUCGGAGGAAAUUAUCCCUCAGCUGAAGAAAAAAUAUGAAGUGGAUACUCUGGAUUUUGUCUUUCUUGACCACUGGAAAGACCGAUACUCAUCAGACACCAUCCUGCUUCAGGAAUGCAACUUGCUGAGGAAGGGCUCAGUUCUUCUGGCUGACAAUGUCAUCUGCCCAGGAGCUCCAGAAUUCCUUAACUAUGUCCGCAACAAUCCCCAUUUCCAAUGCUCUAACUACCCAGCUCAUCUGGAAUAUAUGGCAGUGCAGGAUGCCAUGGAAAAGGCUGUGUUUUUGGGAUGAAGAGAGCGUUUAAUACUCAACUUCUGUUUCAAAUUAUGUAAAUGCAACUGCACAGAUUAACUUGUCCAUGCUUUAAAUUUUGCUUUUUGUAUUUUGGAGCCUUUAAUUAAAGCAAACUCUAGUGGAGGUCAUUUUAGGCCAGGUGGAAGUCAA